GGUGGAGGGUCUACCUCUACAUCCUCUAGCUCCAGUGGUCUUAGUCAACCUCAACAGCAUAUUAACUCUAGUACCCAACAGCAUAGAUUCCAAGCACCGACACGAUCUUCAGCAGGCGCUCCACUGUCCUCCUCAUCAGCGAUUAAUACUACAACCACAGCCAUGAACAAAAGUUAUCAUGUCCUACCAUCACCGGGGGAAGCCUCCACUGCCGUUCCAUCCCCUGCUUCAGACAUCGCGCCAUCGCCUGUUACACCAACUACUCCCGUCGAUCCAUCAUCGAACACUACUAUGUUGCCUCUUCCUACAACUACAACAAGCGGAAGCGCAUCUUCAGCAUCACAAAGUCGCUAUCCUGCACCAGCCGAUCGAUCUCCAACGGCUGCGGAAGUGGCGGCACCCUACAUCCCGGGACUUCACCCGAUUACUAGCUUAAGGUUCCCACUAAUCCAUCUCUAUCUCUUCGGUCUCUGGGGUUGUCCCUCAUCAAGAAGAAUGUAGAGGAUCAUGGAAAGAAGAAUGUACUUGUACAGGGUUUUCCAUCAUCAAGAAAGUUUUCCCUCAUCAUGUACAGGGACAGGGUGGAUUAGGGCUAGAAGGUCUAACUAGUACUAGUUCUACAACAUCUACAACAGCCAGCGUUUCUCCUUAUCCGCGCCCAUUGA
Messenger RNA from Amoebophrya sp. A25, 665 nucleotides. Lineage: Eukaryota; Dinophyceae; Syndiniales; Amoebophryaceae. The record is from the annotation of a GenBank genome assembly.